Molecule: messenger RNA, 2955 nt
Organism: Nymphalis io (European peacock)
Lineage: Eukaryota; Metazoa; Arthropoda; Insecta; Lepidoptera; Nymphalidae
Exons: 19
Coding region: 1-2955 (984 amino acids)
Molecular function (GO): protein binding
Source: RefSeq, a predicted model, not a curated record
AUGAGUGAUGCAAUUAAAGACGACACAACUGAUAUCAAGCAAAUGUCAAAGCAUUCCAAUGAGUCCACAAAUCCAAGCAAAGCAAGUUGGAAAGAUAGAAAGUCUGCUCAUAUUUCGGCUAACACAUUAAGGAUUUUACGUUUUGGUAGCAUCCUGCAAACAUGGACAGAAGUGUCCAAUAUUAAUUACAUGUCUGCUCUGACACUGGAUGAAGACCCUAAAGAGCAGCGGUUUCGAAGCAUAAGUUUUCUUCCAAGAUACCGUAUAAGUCCUUUAUUCGAGACUCUGAUAACGCUAACGGAAAAUGGUAACAGAGAUAGUAUUAUUGCCGAACAAUUUCCUGCAAAUGUAACAUCGCUUUUGAACGAGGACCAAUUGUGGGGUUGUUUUUAUAACUUCCCGGAAUUAUACGAUGAUAUUUAUUCUCCGGUCGUUCCUAUAAGAAAUAUUGAGGAUAUUCCGGAGAUCAAGAACGGAGUACUUACGAGGGAUGUGGUGACUGCGUGUCUUAGUUAUUUAAAACGAACGCCUAUUAUGCAAGACUAUGUGUACAUUAAAUUAAAUUUAUCCUCUAAAUAUCUCAUUAACAUCGAUGCACUUAAACAUUAUAAAUACCUCGUUUAUCUUGAUUUAUCAUCUAAUUUAUUAACUGACUUAAAAGUUCUCUCAAACCUUCUCUAUCUACAAUAUCUCUCUGUGGAUUUCAACAAGUUAAAAGCUGUUUUGGAUUAUGAAACACCUCAAUGGUUUUUAACCGAAGUGCAUUAUAAGUACAAUUCCGUAAUGAAUAUUCGUGAGUUAAAAAGUUUUUGGUCUAUCACAAUAUUGGAUUUAUCACAUAAUAAUAUUAAAUAUAUAGAAGGACUUCAAAACUUACGGUAUUUGCGACGUCUUGACCUCUCGUUCAAUCACAUACAACGUCUGGAAAAUUUAAAUCAUCUGCGUCUCACAUGGCUGGACGUUUCUUAUAAUAACAUAUCGAGUUUCGAAUAUGGAUCCGAUUCAGGACUCUGGACCUUAUUGCAUUUGGAGAGCCUUAACAUAAGCGAGAACAAAUUAACGUCACUGAAACUGUUAUCAGGUUGCACAAGAUUAAGAGAACUUCGUGCCCGCAAUAACUGUUUUAACGUGUUAUUGGAGCUCGCAAUAUAUAUGAGUAAUUUGAGAAGCCUGAUCCUCCUCGACCUAUCCUCUAACCCUAUCUGCAACGUUCUCGGUUACAAGGAUGUAGUCUAUAAUAAAUUUCCUAAACUAUUAGAGUUGGAUGAUAUAGAAGUAGAUCCAGUGGAACAGAGAGCGGCUAUAAUGGACAUGUCACCAGAUAUUAUAACAUUUGCAACGCGUCGUCUUCUUCGUUUAUUGUACAUACAACAGCUGUCCAGAGCUCGCGUCUCCCCCUUCACUCCUCCAGCAGAUACAACAGAUAUUCCUAUAGUCGUUAUAGUCGGCUACGAAGCUGUUGGAAAAGGCUCUUUGGCCCGUCGCCUAGCAGCAGAAUGCGCCUCAAAUAUAGAGUUGGCAUUGCAACACACCACCGCCUGCCACUUCUUAGACCACUACAAAGUUAUAACGAGACGGAAGUUCGACGAUAUGCUUCUCGCUGGUGAUCUGUUAACUUAUAGUGAAAUGGACGGGGAAUCAUACGGACUAAGUCGCGAAGAAGCAUUUGUGAAAGACGGAAAAGUAAAAGUUGUUACAAUGGACUUAAUAGGCGCCCUUAUGUUAAGACUGCGGGGAUAUAGACCAUAUUUGAUAUUAGCUUCCUGCUCUGACAAACAGAGUUUAUCUCGCAAACAGCAAGAACGGAGGGAAGCAAGAAAUUUAAUAUAUGAAAAAAAAAUGUUUAUGGAAGAACCCGUGGAGAUUUCGACAUUACAAAUUUUAAUGUCUGGUCGAUUAAUAAUAAAUGGUAUACUUAAUGAGUUAAUACAGACGUUAUCAGACGAAAAUGACCAUAUUGACUUUAUAAUAGAUUCGGAAUGUUCUCUAAAGUUAGAUAGCGAAGACAGAAAGAGAUAUGAGAUCAAAGCUGUAGACAGAAUUGCAAUGACCUUUUCUAGCACCUUAUCUCUUAUUAGUAAAAAUAAUAAUGAUAAAAGUAGUCUCGUUGAUUCCGGUAUGUAUUCCCUUUAUAAAGAGCAACCUGGUAUGGAUGAAUAUACAAGCAAUGUCUACGGCCUGGAAUCCUACCAAGAUAAAAACCAGCAGAAAAGAUCAAACGCUUUUCAUCAUUUAUCAAAUAAACAGGAUCAAAUCAAUUUAAACCGGAAAAGUAUAGAAGAUAAAAAUACAUCGUCUACAUGGAGAGGUAAAAAACCAAUUAAGUUAAAAAGUAAUUACAAUUUUGGUUUACCGAGUAGCAGGAAAUCCUCCAAAUCCGUUGCCUUCACGUCUCCUGAGAACACAAACUUGAUUGAUAAAGAAAUUGAUUCUUCUGAAUUAUUGUUCGAUCCGCAGACCAAAAAAGACAUGGAUAAUUUGUUAAUGAAAUCAAUUAGUGCAAAGGUAGCGUGGCCACAGGCAGAUGGCAUAAAACCACAGGACGACCUCUGGCUUGCAUUCCUGUUGGGAAACGGCUUAUUGCACACAAGCAGCGCGAGCACGCAAUCAUUUAAUCAACUUCACUGGGAAACUCAAGUGGACGGCCCAGAUUUUAUUGUUAAUCAACCGGGGCACGCCCAAACGCUGACAGCAGAAUGCUUCACAACAAUCAUAAGGGAUGACUAUGAAGAAAUACAUAGGAAAUGUCCUGGCUUAUUUUGGGAUACUGUAAAUUUGGACAACCCUGAUGCUGCAUUUAAAAAAAUGAAAACAAUCAUUAAAAACAUUGUCAACUCUCAAAGAAAUCUGAAGCCAAUGUUCGACAUAAACUUUACAAAUUUAAACUACCCCGUACUUGAGAAAAAGCUAAUGAGCAUUUACAAAGAAAUUGCUCCACAGAGACUGUUUUACUAA